This is a messenger RNA of Ornithorhynchus anatinus (platypus), 3015 nucleotides long. RefSeq names its product protein tyrosine phosphatase non-receptor type 7 (gene PTPN7). The transcript has 11 exons. Gene Ontology annotation, biological process: protein dephosphorylation. Bases 460 to 1500 code for a protein of 346 amino acids. The record is from RefSeq and is a predicted model, not a curated record. Gene Ontology annotation, molecular function: protein tyrosine phosphatase activity. Lineage: Eukaryota; Metazoa; Chordata; Mammalia; Monotremata; Ornithorhynchidae.
CCAGUCGCUGAGAUGUCGGCUGGCCAGCCCCAGAGGCCACCCCAGCCACAGUCUGAGCCCUGGGACUCCAGGAUCUGUUCCCCACUGUCCCUGAGGAGGAGGACUUGGGAGGAAGACCCCAGCAUCCCGAGAGCCUCCCCCUCCCUGGGGCUCUAUCUGAUGUAGCCAGCUCUCCCCCACCCCCUGGCCCCCCGGGACAGAUUCCCCAGGGGUCCCAGAGGCCUAAGCUUUCCAGUGGAAACCAGAAGCAGGGAGGGAGAGGAGCUGCAGAGAAAAUGCCUCUCGCACCAGGAUUGCCAAGGAUAACGAGAAGGCUCAGGGCACGUUCGAGACAGACACGGAGCCAGACAGACGGCGGGAAGACGGCAGCUCCGGCGGACACGGCUGCUCUGGGGAUCCGGGCACCCAUGGCCGAGUGAAGCUACCCCGGUCCCUGGACUCUGCGGGGCCCACCCCAGCAUGGUCCAGGGCCAAAGCAUGGCCACUGCCCAGCCCCCAGCUCCCGGCCCCGCUGUGAAGAAACACGUCCGUCUGCAGGAGAGACGGGGCUCCAACGUGGCACUGAUGCUGGAUGUGAGCUCCCUGGGGACGGUAGAACCCUUCUGCUCCGUGUCCACACCCCGCGAGGUCACUCUGCACUUCCUUCGCACUGCCGGACGGCCCCUCAGCCGCUGGACCCUACAGCACCAGCCCCCGGGCCCCAAGCAGCUCGAGGAGGAAUUUUCGAAGAUCCCCCCCAAUUUUGUCAACCCCCAAGAGCUGGACAUCCCUGGCCAUGCCUCCAAAGACCGAUACAAGACCAUCUUGCCAAACCCCCAGAGCCGUGUCUGCCUGAGGCAGGCCCAGAGCCAGGAGGCCGGGGAUUAUAUCAACGCCAACUACAUUCGUGGCUAUGAUGGGCAGGAGAAGGUCUACAUCGCCACCCAAGGCCCCAUGCCCAACACGGUGUCCGACUUUUGGGAAAUGGUGUGGCAGGAGAAGGCGCCCAUCAUUGUCAUGCUCACCCAGCUCCACGAGGGCAAGGAGAAAUGUGUCCUCUACUGGCCCACCGAGGAGGAGACCUAUGGGCCAUUCUGCAUCCGGGUGCAAGAGAAGACAGAGGGCCCAGAGUAUUCCAUUCGACAGCUCUCCAUCCAGUGCCAGGGGGAAUGCCGUUCGGUGACCCACAUCCUCUUCGAAACCUGGCCCGACCACCAGACUCCUGAGUCAGCCGGGCCGUUGCUGCACCUGGUGGCCGAGGUGGAGAGCAAGGUGGGAGCAGACAAGGUGGGACCCAUCGUGGUGCACUGCAGUGCAGGGAUCGGCCGGACGGGCUGCUUCAUCGCCACGCAGAUCGGCUGCCAGCAACUGAAGGCCCGGGGUGAGGUGGACGUCUUGGGCAUCGUGUGCCGACUGCGCCUGGACAGAGGGGGCAUGAUCCAGACCAGUGAGCAGUACCAGUUUCUCCACCAGACGCUGGCCCUGUACGCUGCCCAGCUGCCCGAGGAGAAGAGCCCCUGACCUCCCCUCCCACUCUGGCUGGCACAUGCCCUCCAUCCACCAACCUCCUUUGGAGCUGCAGUCUCCUUUCUGCUCUGUUCGCUCUGACUGUCAGACGCCUGGGUACCCAAGGAGAAUGGGGUGGCAUUGUCCUGGGGGAGCUGACCGGAUCGGCACCGGGACGAUUGAAUGAAUGACAGGACACCUAGGGCUCAGAGUCUCCUCCCAGAGAGAAACGGGACCAGUGUGGGCCGGGGCCUGCCUAGGGCUUUUGACUCUGCCUCGGCCUCUCUGCUGAGCCGGUCCAACCUGCCUCCUCAAAGGCCCCCGCAGUUAGAGACGUAGGCCUAGCUCUUGGCCAUGAAAACAACGGGCAACGGAGCCAGAACCCAGGUGCCUAACAUCGACUCGACAGAAAGCCACUCCCCCUCUCUGUGCCUAUUUCCUGCACCUUGUUAAGGGCGUCGGGCCUAAGGUGCUCUGAGAUCCAAGGAGCUAUAGCAAUUCCCAGGGGUCGAUUCGGCCAUAUCCUUCCAGGUUCAUGGCCAAGACUGACUACUGCAGCCUGCAGACACUUCUCUUCUGAGGCCAGCACAGAGUAUGAGUAACAAAGAGGAGCCAUUGAAAAAUCCUGCUCCCCCAGUUUCCCCGAGCUUCCCUCUCCCUCCUCCCCACCACUGCUCCGGGGGAGCUGGGCUCUUUCGCUGAGGGCGGCCUCUCUAUUCUAUUACUUGCCGAGCUCUGGGAUAGGACAGAAGGGUGGAGCCCAGCACUAACCCUCAAACCAUGGUCUCGGAACCCCUCACCUUACUAGGAAAACCCUAGACCCAGCCACCUCUGCCUCACCCUUCUUCUCGCAAAGACUGCUUCAGUUUCUGCCCAGGCCAGGAGGGUAGGUUUUAGGGAGAACCUGAUGACACACUGGACCAGAGGAGGCCUGAUAACUACGAAGACCUGGAGGUGCUUUGUUCUGACACCUCAGACCCACUGUGUCGGGGGGGACCUCCAGUUUAAGCUAACCACCCCCAGUUUAAGCUAACCCCUAAAGCAAUGUAGUUUCUCAGGAUUCUCCAGCCUGGGAGUGACUGUUGUGACCAUUUUAGCCAAGCCAGCUGGGCCAGAGAGCCAUCCCUUCCCCCUACCCUCCAUCUCGGCCAAAGCAUCCUGGGACCAAAGGUGGCCAGGUCUGCUCUAAGAACAGUCAGAAAGGGACCUUUCCUCACCUUAGCUUGUAAGACAACCUCAAUGAGGAACUCACCAUCCACGCAGGGCCAGUUCCCACGACCAUCCCUGCCUUAGCUAACCAAGAGGACGGCCCAAGGCCAGAGAUGACAAGUGUGUCUCCUGUCCCGAGUUCAGAUCCAGCCUGCCUGGCCACCCCUGACAAAACAGAGAUACUAAAGAGCAGUCUUCCUUUCACUUUCUGCCCCCAACCUUUAGGACAGGCCAGAUGGGCCCGGAUGGCCACGAUGGGCCAAGAUGGGCGCUGGGAAGUUGUCACCGAGGAGCUGGAAAAUAAAGAGGUUUCUUGGCUAA